AUGCGUAUUCCAGGGCUCGAGUAUACGGCAAGAGCCUUGUCACUAUCCACCGGUUCCCAGAGACCCUUGAGUGAUGACCCUUUUAGAGGUGUCUCUGACACUCGGUUCUUGUCGAGGCCUGAGUUACCAGGCGGCACCCCUCUCAGUCUCUGCGAGGUGUCCCGCCCGACAGACCUAUACAACAUCACAUCGGUAGAGGUGACCCAGCAGCCUAUCCACUUCGACGAUUUCUUUCUCUUUCACCUCUAUGGGACCUUUCAAGGCACGUUUACACCGAAUGCGACAAUCACCUUUUCUGUGGACUGCGGCUCGCAUUGCGAAGAUUACGGCUACCCGCCCGGCGAGACAUCGCCAUAUGAAGCCUGGACGGAGGGUUUCUGCACCUUGACCGACAUCCAACAGCCCCUAGGUGGGCUGCCAAAGAGGAACACGACUUGCCCACCUGUGGAGGGUUUUGCCCUUCUCGAGUCGCCGGGAUACGUAAUGCCUAUGUUCUUCCGUAGGCCGGGCUUCUUCAACUUUACUUUCGAUGCAAAGACUGCGGAGGGCGGGAGGAUCUACUGUUUGACGGCCGAGGUGUGCUUGAGGUGGGAAGAUGAGGAGAUCAAUAAGCGUUAUAAAGGACCUAUGACCAACUGUACUUGGCCGCGGUGA
Anthostomella pinea is the source of this 654-nucleotide messenger RNA. NCBI's taxonomy places the organism in Eukaryota, Fungi, Ascomycota, Sordariomycetes, Xylariales, Xylariaceae. The record is from the annotation of a GenBank genome assembly.